CAUUUUCUUGGAGGUAGCUCACUGUACUGGACUGUUUUCGUGUUCAGUUGGUUCUGCUCUGCUUUUGCUUUCAGAUUUCUUUAUUACAUUGUUGAAAAAAAAAAAAGAAUUUUGUCAUAAAUAAUAUUCCGAAACAGUUUAAAGCUGCAACGGAAUCACCCCCCUAUACAGAAAGUGUGUGCGUAGGAUUGGAGCAUGCACACUCUUUUUUCCAGUUUCAAAGCGCAGAGAGAGACUACACUUUGUUAGAUAUAGAGAGAGAGAGAGAGAGUUUUAGAGUUCUGGUUCUUUGUGUAAAAAAAAAAAAAAAAAAAAAAGGUGGGGGUUCAUUGAAAGGUCUGGUUCUUUUCAAGAGUAAAAACAAGUACUCGAUUGAGAGCUCAUGCUUUGGUCCGCGUGCCUUUGAUGCAAAUCACUGAUGGGCAGAGCCAAAGCCAGAGGAGAGCCAAAGCCAGAGGAGAAGCAACCCUACUUGGGAAAAAAAGAGCCUUUGUGCAGGUUCUGUUCCUUGGUUUUGGUUGGACUCUAAGGGCUUCUGCUUUUUGUGUCCUCCCCCUGCUGCAUUGUGUUGUUAGAUUUGGAUUGGAUUGGAUUGGAUUGUUUGUUUUAUAGGAUUCUCAGAAAUUGGUCAGUAGUAAAAUUUGAAGGAAUAUGAGACAAGCUGAGCUGGGUCAGUCAGAGGAGGUUUUGGAGUUUUUAGCGGGGAAAAAAAAAUGAGAGGUUUCUUGGUCGGAAGUGACCGGCUUUUUUUUAUUUGGGUUCUGGGUUUUGCAUUGAAGAUGUGAAAGGUGAGUUCUUUUGGUUCAGAACACGUCAUAAUGGAAGAGAAGAUGAGAAUUGGAGGAGGGUUGCUUAGUGGAGCACAGUCUAGUAUACUUGAGGAGAUGAAGUUGUUAAAAGAACUGCAGGAUCAUUCUGGGUCCCGGAAGGCCAUAAAUUCCGAGUUAUGGCAUGCCUGCGCCGGCCCCCUUGUUUGUUUGCCUCAAGUGGGGAGUCUUGCUUAUUACUUCCCUCAGGGCCACAGCGAGCAGGUGGCAGUUUCCACAAAGAGAAUGGCAACCUCGCAAAUUCCCAACUAUCCGAAUCUCCCGUCUCAGUUGCUAUGCCAAGUUCAAAAUGUUACGCUACACGCAGACAAAGAAACCGAUGAGAUCUUCACACAAAUGUGUCUUAAACCAGUCAAUUCUGAAAAAGAUGUUUUCCCUGUACCAGACUUUGGACUGAAGCCUAGCAAGCAUCCAAGUGAGUUUUUCUGCAAAAUUUUGACUGCAAGUGAUACAAGCACACAUGGUGGUUUCUCUGUGCCGCGGAGGGCAGCAGAAAAGCUCUUUCCUCCCUUGGAUUUCACAAUGCAACCGCCAACCCAAGAACUUGUUGUCCGAGACUUGCAUGAUAAUACCUGGACAUUUCGCCACAUUUACCGCGGCCAACCGAAGCGCCACCUUCUCACAACUGGUUGGAGUUUGUUUGUUGGCACAAAGAGGCUUAGAGCAGGCGAUUCUGUGCUAUUUAUCAGGGAUGAGAAGUCACAGCUAUUGGUUGGCGUAAGGCGAGCAAAUCGUCAGCAGACCACAUUACCAUCCUCAGUUCUAUCUGCUGAUAGCAUGCAUAUCGGUGUCCUUGCUGCUGCAGCUCAUGCUGCUGCUAAUCGAAGUCCAUUCACUAUAUUCUACAAUCCAAGGGCAUGUCCUUCAGAAUUUGUUAUACCUUUGGUCAAAUUCCAAAAGGCUCUAUAUGGGACCCAACUGUCUGUUGGCAUGAGGUUUGGAAUGAUGUUUGAGACAGAGGAGUCCGGCAAGCGUAGAUACAUGGGUACAAUAGUUAAUAUUAGUGAUUUCGAUCCACUGAGAUGGCCUGGUUCCAAGUGGCGAAAUCUUCAGGUAGAGUGGGACGAGCCGGGGUGUUGCGAUAAACAGAAUAGGGUCAGCUCAUGGGAAGUUGAGACUCCUGAAAGUCUUUUCAUAUUUCCUUCCCUGACUUCGAGUCUUAAACGUCCAUUUCACUCUGGAUACUUGGAAACUGAGUGGGCCAAUAUGAUUAAAAGACCUUUUAUCCGGGUUCCUGAGAUUGGAAACAUGAACUCUUUUCCUUAUCCGAUGUCAAAUCUAUGUUCAGAACAGCUAGUUAAUAUGCUACUAAAACCUCAAGUUAGCCAGGCUGGAACAUUAUCUGCUCUACAACAGGAAUCGGCUGCUAAUGGAGGUCCACUAGAAGAUAUGCAGGCCAUGCAGGCGAAAAUGAACCAAAAGAAUCUGGUUUACUGUUCUGAAGGUAUGUCUCUGCAGAGUCAAAACCCUUCCCAGUUGAACACCACAGCUAAGUUUGGAAGUCAGACACCAGUUGGAGUUAACACUGACAAAACGAAGUUAGAACCUGAUCUUUCAACUGAUCAGUUAAGCCAGUUAAGCUCUUCAGGACAGGGCAAUGAGGAAAAAUUGGCUGCUGGGAUUGCUGGUAGCCCUUAUAACAAUGCAUGCAUCAACCAGAACCAGGGCCAAUUACAAGCUAGCCCACGGCCUAUGCAGCAACCUAUGGAAUCAUUACUCUACCACUCCCAACAAACUGAUCUACCUCAGUCAGAUUUUAAUAGUGCAAAUGGUUCACUUCCAUCCUUAGACAAUGAUGAAUGCAUGUUCUACCAACCCUUUGCUGGGAUACUGAGAUCACCAGGGCCUUUGUCUGCAUAUGGGUUGCAGGACUCUCCAUCUGUUUUAACUGAAGCAAAUAAUUUCUCCCCAACUUCAAUGGGUCAGGAAAUGUGGGAUAAUAGCCUCAGUAGGCUUUUACCGCAAGUUGAUCAGCUCACUUCAUCCCAUCAAGUCCCAUCUGCCUUUAAUUCUAUUCCCAACUCGGGCAGUCUGAGAGAUUUGUCCGAUGAGAGCAACAACCAAAGUGGGGUUUAUGGUUGCCCCUCUGUUGAUGUUGGUACUGGUGUGAGUAAUAUUGUUGCUGACCCUUCUGUUACAAGCACCAUAAUGGAUGAGUUCUCUAAACUAAAGCAUGCCGACUUCCAGAAUCCUUCCGAAUGUUUGGUUGGCAACUUGAGCUCGAGUCAGGAUCUGCAGUCCCAGAUUACCUCUGCAAGCCUAGGGGAUUCUCACGCUUUGUCCAGGCAAGAACUGGCAGACAACUCCGGUGGUACAUCCUCAAGCAAUGUUGAUCUUGAUGAGAGCAGUCUACUGCAGAAUAGCUGGCACCAAGUGGUCCCACCCGUGCGAACUUACACCAAGGUUCAAAAGGCGGGAUCUGUUGGUAGAUCAAUUGAUGUUACUAGUUACACAAACUAUGAGGAACUAUGUUCUGCAAUUGAGUGCAUGUUUGGACUGGAAGGGCUGCUUAACGACCCAAGAGGUUCAGGGUGGAAACUAGUUUAUGUGGACUAUGAGAACGAUGUUCUACUUGUCGGGGAUGAUCCUUGGGAGGAAUUUGUGGGGUGUGUGCGCUGCAUCAGAAUCCUUUCGCCAACAGAAGUUCAGCAGAUGAGUGAAGAGGGAAUGAAGCUUCUCAACAGCGCUGCUGCUUUGCAAGGGAUGAACACCACCGUGUCGUAAAGACUUGUAACUAGACUGCUGCAUUGUUGAGGUGGUCUCGGCUUGAUGAGACCUGUAAUCCAAGCCUGAUAUAUACAUUUAUAUAUAUAUUUUGAACUUACUAUCUAUUCAAACUCAAGCAAAGGGGCCGGUUCAUGUGGCCACUAAUGUGCUUUAGGUGGAGUUGAUGAUGUAUUAAUAACUCGCUUUGUAUUAAUCAGUAAUUCACCAUGAUCUGAAAUUAGAUUUACUCGUGUAAUA
This is a messenger RNA of Rosa rugosa (rugosa rose), 3791 nucleotides long. RefSeq names its product auxin response factor 5. Gene Ontology annotation, cellular component: nucleus. The record is from RefSeq and is a predicted model, not a curated record. The coding region runs from base 819 to 3551 and encodes 910 amino acids. Gene Ontology annotation, biological process: regulation of DNA-templated transcription; response to hormone. Gene Ontology annotation, molecular function: protein binding; DNA binding. The transcript is spliced from 14 exons. Lineage: Eukaryota; Viridiplantae; Streptophyta; Magnoliopsida; Rosales; Rosaceae.